This is a messenger RNA of Pistacia vera, 471 nucleotides long. RefSeq names its product transcription termination factor MTERF15, mitochondrial-like. Gene Ontology annotation, cellular component: chloroplast. The transcript has a single exon. Lineage: Eukaryota; Viridiplantae; Streptophyta; Magnoliopsida; Sapindales; Anacardiaceae. The record is from RefSeq and is a predicted model, not a curated record. Gene Ontology annotation, molecular function: double-stranded DNA binding. The coding region runs from base 1 to 471 and encodes 156 amino acids. Gene Ontology annotation, biological process: regulation of DNA-templated transcription; chloroplast organization.
AUGGGUAUCAGUCCUUUGAAGAUACAGUUUGUUCUAGCCAUUGUAGCGAAAAGAAUAAUGAGCAAGUCGCACUGGGAAAGGAAACUCGAUGUUUAUAAGAAAUGGGGUUGGUCUGACAAAGAGGUUUUAGCGGCAUUUUCAAAGUAUCCAUGGUGUAUGAUUGCAUCAGUGGAUAAGAUUACGGCGGCAAUGGACUUUUUCGUGAACAAGAUGGGUUGGUAUUCUUCCAUUAUCUCAGAGCACCCAGUACUUAUAACACUGAGCUUGGAGAAGAGACUUAUACCUAGGGCUGCAAUAAUUCAGUUUCUGUCAUCGAAAGGUUUGAUCAAUAAAAAGAUAAAUAGUUUGACUUAUAUGUUUGAGUGCCCUGAAAACACGUUCCUGCAGAAAUCUGUGAAUUCUUAUGAUGAAGCUCCCCAAUUAUUGAAGCGGUACCAAGAGAAGUUGAAUCCUUUAGAAAAGCCAAAAUAA